AUGCCUACUUCCAACAACUCCCUCGAAUUUGUUAUGGACAAGCACUGUGAAAUGGUCAGUCACAGCGGUUCUGCAGACCAAACCCAGUUUUCUGGAAUUGCUUUCAACCCCUUGUGCGAUUUCAACCAAGAGAUUGUUGACGAAAUGCAUGGAGAAGUUGUACUCCGAUCUGUGACAGAUGUCUUUGUCAACCAUGCCGAUAUGGAAUGGACUCGUACCUCGGCCGGAAACCCAGCAGUCACAAACCUCCUCAGUCUCAAAAGUUUCCUGCCAACCGAAGUCAACAAGGCCACAACCAAGACAAUUGUUGCACAGAAGCUGAAGACGAAUCUGUUGGAGAAGGUCGAUCCUGAUUCUGUUCCCACUGCAGAAAGCAUAGGUCGAGGUUCAUACCGAAAGUACAACCAAAACCAGGUGAACAAGCUCUUCUCCUUGGUUUUCUCAGAAAACCAGACUGCUGCUGCCGCUGCCAGGGAAACGGGGAUCAAUGUCCGGACUGCCCAGAACUAUGUCAGGCUGGCCAGAGAGAAGAUCCAGGCUGAUUUUGAUGCUGCCACAGUGGAGACUGAUGAGUCCAAUGGGCUGGAGACGAUGGAGGUUGAGGAGGUUUCUGCGCCUAAAGAACGAAAACAUGGCAACCAAAAGUUGUUCCAGGCGCACUCUGCUUUUUUUUUGAAGUUUUUCGAAAAUAAACCAGAUGCUACCUUGGAACAAGCAAGGAUAGCUGUCAUGGAAGAGUUCUCUGGGCUGCAGAUUACCAAAUCAGCAAUCCAGAAGCACUUGGUGAAGAAGUGUGCCCUGACGAUGAAGAAGUUGGAGAAGCUGCCUGAGAAGAGAGACAACUGGCAACAACUUGCAGAUUUCAACUAUCUGUCGAACUGUGUGUUCAUCAAUGAAGCAGGCUUCAACAUGCACAUCAAGAGAACUUUUGGCUGUUCCGUCAGUGGCACCCCGGCUAAGACAACUGUCCCGAUGCAGAGAGGUGUGUCCAUCACCAUCCUUGGUGCAAUGUGCGAGAGAGGGAUUGUCAACCUCUCGUUGAAGAAACCCACUGCAGUUGCAACCAAGAAGAAGAGAAAGUUGGACAUCUACACCAACAUUGAGGUGAACGGCCGAAUUGGCACCAGAACCCAGCACUACCUCGACUUUCUUAGUCAUACAAUGGACAGAGCAAAAGCUUUAAGUAUGUCUUUUAUGUCUAUUUAA
Phycomyces blakesleeanus NRRL 1555(-) is the source of this 1206-nucleotide messenger RNA. RefSeq lists its product as hypothetical. Lineage: Eukaryota; Fungi; Mucoromycota; Mucoromycetes; Mucorales; Phycomycetaceae. The transcript has 3 exons. The record is from RefSeq and is a predicted model, not a curated record. The coding region runs from base 1 to 1206 and encodes 401 amino acids. Gene Ontology annotation, molecular function: nucleic acid binding.